This is a messenger RNA of Vidua macroura (Pin-tailed whydah), 1979 nucleotides long. Its product is annotated as transcription factor E3-like. NCBI's taxonomy places the organism in Eukaryota, Metazoa, Chordata, Aves, Passeriformes, Viduidae. The record is from RefSeq and is a predicted model, not a curated record. Gene Ontology annotation, molecular function: RNA polymerase II cis-regulatory region sequence-specific DNA binding; protein dimerization activity; DNA-binding transcription factor activity, RNA polymerase II-specific. Gene Ontology annotation, cellular component: nucleus. Gene Ontology annotation, biological process: regulation of transcription by RNA polymerase II.
CCCGAGUCCGGGAUCGUGGCCGACAUCGAGUGGGGACCCCCCCGGGGUGGGGGCACCCCCGGUGACCCCCCCCCAGGGGACCCCAACCCCGGGGACCCCCCCGGGACCCCCGCGGACCCCCCCGGGCCCUUCUACUGCCUGAAGAGCCAGCCCCUGCCCCCCCCCAGCUCCGAAGCACCCCCUGGGGCCAUGGGGACACCCCAGUCCAUCCCCAAAUCCUCCCGGUGCUGCUUGCGGCAGCAGCUGAUGCGGGCGCAGGCGCAGGAGCAGGAGCGGAGGGAGCGGAGGGGACCCCCCGGGACCCCCCCGGGACCCCCCACCCCCGGCCCCUCCCCCGCCAUCUGCCCGUGGGGGUCCCCCCAGGACCCCCCCGGGCACCCCCCCACGUGCCCCCCCGAGGUGCUCAAGGUGCAGACCCACCUGGAGAACCCGACCCGGUACCACCUGCGGGCGGCGCAGCGGCAGCAGCUGCGGGCUUACCUGAGCCACGCCCGCGGGGCGGGGCAGCGCCAGCCCCCCCCCGGGACCCCCCGCCCGGGACCCCCCCCGGGACCCCCCGCCCAGCCCCCCCCCCGGGGCCGCUGCACCCACGAGAAGGAGAUCGAUGACGUCAUCGAUGAGAUCAUCAGCCUGGAGUCCAGCUACGAGGACCUGCUGGGCUCGAGGGGGCCCCUCCCCCUCCCCAGCACGCUCCCGGCCCCAGGGCCCCUCCUGGGGGCUCUGAGCCCCGCCCAGGGCGGGAGCAGCUCCUGCCCCGGGCCCGAGCUGCCCCGGGUCAAGGCCGAGCUCUCAGAAUCGGAGGCCAAGGCGCUGCUGAAGGAGCGGCAGAAAAAGGACAACCACAACCUCAUCGAGCGGCGCCGGCGCUUCAACAUCAACGACCGGAUCAAGGAAUUGGGGACCCUGAUCCCCAAAAACAGCGACCCAUUGCGCUGGAACAAGGGCACCAUCCUGAAGGCGUCGGUGGAUUACAUCCGCAAGCUGCAGAAGGAGACGCAGCGAGCGCGGGAGCUGGAGCUGCACCAGCAGCGCCUGGAGCAGCAGAACCGCAGCCUGCAGCUGCGCGUGCAGGAACUGGAGCUCCAAGCCCAGAUCCACGGGCUCCCCCUGACCCCCCCCGCGGCCGAGUGGGGGCUGCGAGGAGCCCGAGGGGGGGGGGUCCCCCCUUCCCCCCGGGGGGUCCCCCCACCCCCCCAGUGCCUCCUGGAGCUGCCGCCGGGGCUGACGCUGCCCCUGGCGCUGGGGGGGCCCGAGGGGACCCUCGAGGACAUCCUGAUGGACGAUGGGGGGGGGGCUGUCCCCCGCUCGGCCCCCCCCGGCGCCCUCCUGGCCUCGCCGGGCCCCUCGCGGGCCUCCAGCCCCCGCAGCAGCCUCAGCAUGGAGGACGAGCCCUGAGGCCGCCCUGGGGGGGAUUUUUUAGGGACCCCCCCCCCAUCUUUUAGGGACCCCCCACCCUCCCUGAGGGUGUUCCGGGUGGGCCCCACCGCGGGCGCCGCUUGAAGAGUCUUAAAGAGGGCGCGCACUUUGUGAUGGAGGCCCCGCCCCUUUCACGGGUGUUGCCCUUUUAAGGCGCCCCCGUGUGGGACCCCUCUCUUAAAGGGGCUCGGCCGGGGCGUGGCUCGUUGGAAGGGGGGGCGGGCCCCCUCUAUGUGUGGCUUCCUUUAAGGCGCUGGCGCCGGGCCCCCACUUGGGCGUGGGCCCUUUGAAGGUGCCGCAGGAAGCCCCACCCCUCCGUGUGGCCACGCCCAUUCCGCAGCUCACCCAAUCGGGAGGCUCCUGGGGGCUGGGCCCUCAUGUGAAGCCCCACCCCUUUUGCUGUCACUCACAUUUAUCCUUCCCGCUAUUAACGCCCACAAACCACGCCCCCUUUUAGAGGCCCCGCCCACCGGCCCCACUUAAAGGGCCACACCCACAUUUACCCCUCCCAGCCCCCAAUUUUGUACUGGACCCUCACGUGGGAAAUAAAAGUUUGGUAACGA